Molecule: messenger RNA, 1377 nt
Organism: Stylonychia lemnae
Lineage: Eukaryota; Ciliophora; Spirotrichea; Sporadotrichida; Oxytrichidae
Source: the annotation of a GenBank genome assembly
AUGAUGAAUGUUGAUAGAUAACAUCGAACUGUCACGCCUAAUAGAUUACCACCAAGUGUUCAAGAAAUAAGAAAUAAGAAUCAGCCUGUUAAACAGAUUGAAGAACCUAUAAUCACUGAAGAAGAUGAUAAUUCUCAAGUUAACAGAGUUCCUCUCGCAAAUUCUAAGUUAUCCAAUUUCCAGUAAACUAAUACAAACCCAUACCAAUAACGUAAAUUUGAUGGUAACUCUAAUUCAAAUGGGACUGAAAAAGCAGUAUAUCCAUUGAAUUUAUCAAAUAAUUAAAACUUGUAGCAUAAUUAGAAUAAAUAGUAGAAUUAAAAAAAAUCUCAAGUACGAGCACUCUUGGAGAAAAUUUAACCUGUUAAGAAAGAAUAUAAGCUAAAUUCUAACUAAAUUCAGUUUAUUACGAGGGAUAGAUCAGGUAAUAUUUUAGUUUGUGGGUAUGAUAAAAAACUAAUAGUAUACAAAGAUAACCUUUUGGAAAUUGAUUCUACUUUUACUUUAGAGGAUUAGGCUAGAUGCUGUUUAUCGUAUCUCAAUUAUACUCUAAUAGGUUUGUGGAAUGGAAAAAUAAAUAUUUAUGAUGGCACCUACAGAUAUUCUGAUUCGAGAGCAAUGUUUUCAAGAUAGGUUAAGUCUAUCCCAAACAAAUUGAUAGGUGUUUAAGGUCUUUAAGAUAUUAAUGGUGUUUAUAACUAAUUCAUAAUUUGUGGACAGUCAGAAGGAUAGAUUGAAAUAUUUGACAUCAAUAAAGAAUUCACAUAAAAAGUUAUUUCAAAGAAUAGUGAAUGCUCAGUACUAGAUCUAUGCUAUGUAAAAAAUGGAGAUGAAGAUAAUUUAUUUGUGUGCCGCUAUUAAGAGGGUCUCCAUUUGUUUAGAACAAUUGAGAAUAACAGUCCUCUAAGUCUUAGACACACUGAGGAACUGUUGAGAGAAAGAGCAUUUAGUUCAAUAAUCCAAAUAAAUGAAACAGAACUUCUUCUUGCAUGUUCAGACUUUGGUGAUAAGUAAAAUGCUCAUCUUUUGAUAUAUUCUUUUACUUAGCAGAGUGUGACCAAAGAUAUCACUCUUUAGAGUUCUAAUUCAAUAAUUCAGUCAAUUCAACUUGUGGAAAUGAACGAGAAUUUAGCUCAUAAAUAUGUGUUGUUGAGAUCAAUAGAGAAUUUAUACCUAUUCAACACAGUUGAUAGAAAAGAAAAGUUGAUCAUACCAAUGUAAAUCUAGUCAUUUUAUCCAAACCAUGAUUCAAUGAAAACCUUUUCAUCUUCUUCUGGUGAUACACUUUACAUACUAUUUCUUGAUAUCAUUAAGGAAAUGUACGAACGCAAUAAAUUGACAUGUAUCAGAGAGUAUGCUUAUCAAUUAAUACCUUGA